Messenger RNA from Acinonyx jubatus (cheetah), 4604 nucleotides. It is a transcript of the gene LIPN, whose product is annotated as lipase family member N. Gene Ontology annotation, molecular function: hydrolase activity, acting on ester bonds. The transcript has 8 exons. NCBI's taxonomy places the organism in Eukaryota, Metazoa, Chordata, Mammalia, Carnivora, Felidae. The record is from RefSeq and is a predicted model, not a curated record. The coding region runs from base 2111 to 3415 and encodes 434 amino acids.
CAUGCGAGGUUCCGAAAGACAUCACAUAAGCCUGAUGCAUGGGUUGUGAGAUUAGCAAAGGUCUUGUGAUAGCAGAAAAAUCUUAGAGAAGGAAACAGAUGAAAAAAAAAAAACAACAUAGGCGAUUUUAACAUUUCUCUGAGUCAAGCUAGGCUGAUGUUUUCUUCUGACUGAAUAAAUAAUACUCUCUAGUCACGUCAGGCGAACUCAUGUUUGUAGGCAACCUCCUCUUUUGAAAUUGUAUUUUUAAAACAUUAAGAAUUUAUAUUUUAAGCCAUUUGGAUGAUAGAUAUGACAGCCUUCUAGUGGACUGUGGUUUUAUUAUCUUUAAACCAAGAGGGGUCUGGAGAAUCGGCUUGAGAACAUAGUUUUGUCGGAAGAAUGAGGAGGGCGCCUGUUGGGAUGAGCACUGGUGUUGUAAGGAAACCAAUUUGACAAUACAUUUCAUAUUAAAAAAAAGAAUUAGAAUGGGUCGAUACUAAAUAAUAUCUCCACCCAACCACUAACCCCCAGAUUUGCCAAUAGUAGACCUUUUCUAAUAGUCUGCUUAUUCGUUAUCAAGACUUUACAUAGUAAAUUAACCUUAUAGUUACCUGGGGCUACAGAUUUCAGAUCACUCACUCCAAUAAACACACACCAGAUUCUUUGUUCUAGUUUCUUCUGAUGACCUCUGGAGAAGAUGUUGAGCUAAUACCUGUAUUUUCACUGGACAGAGCGAGAUCAUCACCUAUAAUGGCUACCCCAGUGAAGAGUAUGAAGUCACCACUCAAGACGGGUACAUCCUCAGCAUCAAUAGAAUCCCCCACGGGCGAAGAGAUGAUAGAAGCACAGGUAUGAGAUGUGUCUCUCCUGCGAAGGAGGACAGCAAAUGACUAACAUUGAGUGCUGGCUUUCCUUUAAGGGAAUGACUGGCUUGUCAAAACUGGAUGAGUCUUGAAAUAGUCAACAGGGAGCCUCAUUCUUUUUCCCAUUCUCUGAAGCCAGGCAAGAAGCUAAAAAUACAAAGGGCAAGACUGAUCUUGUUGAAGGCGGGUGGCUUGGCUUGCGGGUAGGAGUGUAAAUGCAAAGGCAAAGCGUGCAUUUCGCUGGUUCAUUACUGAUCUCUCAUGCGGAAAAUUGUUACAUCCCAGGAAAGCAGAUUUCCUGGCUGCUGGAAAGAGGUUUGCUGGGCUGUGUGAGGUUGACCGGGUUGCGUGAAGUCUCUCCUGCCCUGCAAAGAUCAACAGGCCUUUCUCUGUAGGCUACAGGGGGGGAAAAUCAAGUUAAAUGAUCGUGACAUAUCUGCAACUUUUUUUCCAGGAAGGAAAACUGGAACAUUCACCUAUGUUUUGAUUUGAGGGACAGAAGUUUUGUGGAAUGAAAGAACAUGGUGUUAGGAAGGUCUGAAUUCUGGAAUAAAGAGCCAGCCGUGCAAAAGCAGAGGAAUUAUUCUUUAAAUAGGGACACAUAACUGCAGAUCUCGGGAUGAGAAAGAGGGAAGACUGAGCAAAGUAUCUGGGGAGGCUCCAGGGCAAAGUGGUUUACUCAGAUUGCUGCACGGGCUCUCCUGCCAGUCACAUUCAGGGGCAACUAACAUCACCCUGUUUAACUUCCUCUGCCUCUAACAAAGACAUGUGUAAUUCUAGGGUUUUGGAAUGAAAACUGGGAGUGGGGCUAGGUAGGGUUACCAGAUAAAAUAGGACACACCCUGUGAAAGGUGAGUUUCAGAUCAAUGACAGAUCGGUUUCUCAUACAAGUUCCACUUUAAGAUGUACUUAUACAAAACGUUUUUUUAUUGUUCAUCUGAAAUUCACAUUAACACGGCAUCCUGGGUCUUCUGUUAAUCUUCCUUUCGUUUCAAUACCAGCCCAAGUUGAGGGGGGGGGGGCAGGGGAUGGCCAGGAAGCAUAAAAGGAGAGGAUUUCUCCAGGAAAGGUUUUACUUAAGGAGGGAGGAUUUGGGGAAGAUUUGGAAUUAAGAACCAUCUAUUAAGUGUAUUAUUCUAAAAGCUUUACAUUAAUUUAUAUCAGAUAAAGCUCUCAGCAUCCGUAUGAGGUCAGUACUAUUCAUGGUUAUCAUUUUACAGAUGAUAAGGCAAAGCAGGUUCUCGAGGUCACACAAAUAGCAAGUGAUGGAAUCAGAAUUCAAAUCCAGCCUGGAUCCAGAGAGCAUGUGCUCUUACCCAUUGAAUGAUGGUGACUUUUUGGAACCUUCCACCCUGAAGACCCUCUCCCUCAGGAAUUCGGUUGUUAUCAGAGGGGUGUUGAGCUGGUUGUAUUGUAUUUUGGUUUUCAAAUGCUCUCCAGUAGGCGGGGGGGGGGGGGGCGUUUGGCUAGAAGCUUGGCAAGGAGCCAGAUGCUGUCCAUUUACCGUCACAUCCCCCUCCUCCCUGGAAGAGGCACAGAACACCAUCAAGCAUAAUCAUUUUCACGUCUCCGCCAGCCAGACCCAGGAGAUACACAAAAGUCCCCGGCCAGUUGUGUACUUGCAACACGCUUUGUUUGCAGACAAUGCCUCUUGGCUUGAGAAUUAUGCCAAUGGCAGCCUUGGAUUCCUCCUAGCAGAUGCAGGUUACGAUGUCUGGAUGGGAAACAGUCGGGGAAACACUUGGUCAAGAAGACACAAGACGCUCUCAGUGACUGAAGAAAAAUUCUGGGCCUUUAGUUUUGAUGAAAUGGCCAAAUACGAUCUUCCAGGAAUAAUAGACUUCAUUGUAAAUAAAACUGGUCAGGAGAAGCUGUAUUUCAUUGGACACUCCCUUGGCACGACAAUAGGGUUUGUAGCCUUUUGCACCAUGCCUGAACUGGCACAAAGAAUCAAAAUGAAUUUUGCCUUGGGUCCUGUGGUCUCAUUCAAAUAUCCCACGGGCAUUUUUACCAGUUUUUUUCUACUUCCAAAUUCCAUAAUCAAGCGUUUUUUUGGUACCAAAGGUUUCUUUUUAGAAGAUAAGAUGGGCAAGGCACCGUCUACCAAAAUCUGCAACAAUAAGAUAUUAUGGGUGAUAUGUAGUGAAAUUAUGUCCUUAUGGGCUGGAGCCAACAAGAAAAAUAUGAACGUGAGUCGAAUGGACGUGUAUAUGUCACACGCUCCCACUGGAUCAUCAAUACAGAACAUCCUGCAUAUAAAACAGCUUUACCGAUCAGAUGAAUUCAGGGCGUAUGACUGGGGAAGCGAAGCUGAGAACAUGCAUCAUUACAAUCAGAGCCGCCCCCCACUCUAUGACUUGACCACCAUGAGAGUGCCUACCGCUAUGUGGGUUGGGGGCAAUGACGUCCUUGUAACGCCCCAGGAUGUGGCCAGGAUACUCCCCCAGAUCAGGAAUCUCCGUUACUUCGACCUGUUGCCUGAUUGGAACCACUUUGAUUUCAUCUGGGGCCUCGACGCUCCUCAGCGUGUGUAUAGGAAAAUCAUAGACUUGAUGAAGUCAUACUCCUGACGCAUGCAUUUCUGGGCUCAAAGUUGCGUGCAAGCCCAUGAGAGGCUCUGGAAAAGAGACUAAUCAUCAGGAAAGUCUUCUCCAGGCUCGUUCGCCUCAUUGCUGUUGCCGAGAUGCUCCCCUUAGCUGACAUCCAAGCAAGAAUUAUUUCAACCGUCCUGUUCUUUCUCUAAGAAAUGCGCACACCCUCCAAAUCCCUUCCCCUCCGUCAAGGGUAGGCCCAAUUUUCCAUCUCUGCUAACUGUACACUUGGGAGAGUGGUUCAAAGAGGACUUUUUCUUUCCUAGUUAAAGUAAAAUUUCCCGGAAGGAAAAGCUCUGUAAAGGCAGCCACUUGGGAAUGUACUUGGGGUGACAUAGGGCCAUACGUUAGGGCCAUAGUCAUUAUGGCCAUCUGUAAACAAGCCACGAGAUAAGGCCCAGCCCACAUCAAGCACGAAAGGAAAUAGCGGACUAGGAAAACUAACAAAAUUUAAGUAUUCCGGGAGCGCAUUUUACCGUUCCAAGCAAAGAAUGAAAAGAGAGGGAGACAAAACUGGGAAUGAGCAGGUAAAAUAAGCUGAAUUACUGAUUACUCUUAAGUUAGAACAUAUGAGAAAUAAUUCUCUCUUCUUUUGCUCUAAAGAGAAGCUAAACCAAUCACUACUGGUGACUUCGUUGUCGAUGUGGACUUUACACUAUUGCCUGCUAACAAGAGACAUUUAAAGCAUCUUCCGGAAAACCUAUUUGAGAAGCCCCAAGGGAGGCACAGGAAUAUUCUAAGUCUUGCUCUCCUUCGUUCUCUAAAUGAUGCCAGACAUUGAUUCUAGGAUUAAGUACAGAGUUCCAACAGUAGCGUGAAGUUCAGUUGCAAAAGUUCUGGACCUUCUAUGAUAAUGUCGUUAACGUAAAACUGUUUACGAUCCUCAAGGAAUCAUAAAUAAAUGAUACACAUGCAUACCUCCCACAGUUUAUUUAAACUUAAAACGGGUAAAUGUAGAUUAGGUCACUGAUAUUUGCAUGUAGGAUCAGGGUUUUGGGGAUGUCAAAUGCCACAUCAUCAUUCUUCAAUAAAUAAUCCAUAAUUCAUGAUUUUUAACCUCAGUUUUAGUGUCUUUAAAAGGAAUGACAAUUUUAAAACACUUGGGAAGCAACUUUAUUUUAUUUUAUUUUAUUUUAGAGUUUUUUAAUGUUUAUUUUUGAGAGAGAGA